Rana temporaria (common frog) is the source of this 1784-nucleotide messenger RNA. It is a transcript of the gene CPB2, whose product is annotated as carboxypeptidase B2. Gene Ontology annotation, molecular function: metallocarboxypeptidase activity; zinc ion binding. The record is from RefSeq and is a predicted model, not a curated record. The transcript has 12 exons. Gene Ontology annotation, biological process: fibrinolysis; proteolysis. The coding region runs from base 216 to 1517 and encodes 433 amino acids. NCBI's taxonomy places the organism in Eukaryota, Metazoa, Chordata, Amphibia, Anura, Ranidae.
AGUUGCUAUCUUUGUCCUAUGAUGUUUAGUUAGCGUGACAAAAUACUGGGAGAAAAACCAAAGAAUUCUGAAAGGAUGACAGUGCUGCAAUGUGAACUAUACUCUUUAAAAUUUAACUGAAGUGCAAACACUCCUACAGACCCUAGCAAGUGGGAGACUGUGACUCUUAUAACAUUUGGAUUGCAGAUGGUAAACGUACACCCAACUUGCUGGAAAUGAAGACUUAUUUAUUGGUAGUUAUAUUUGGCCUUUUAUUAGUGGACCAGGCGAUUUCUUUAAGAAUUCCAGUGGAUCCUACAACAUCUUCCCCUACUGAACAGAAAGACCAAGUGAUAUACGUUCUACCUCGAAGUGAUUGGCAGGUUGGAGUUUUAAAGAACAUCACAUCAUCAUCUGAUGAGGUUGUUCUGUGGAAGCCUGAUUCACCUGAACACAUAGAAAAGAACAAAGAAGUUCAUUUCUAUGUAAAUGCAUCCAUUGUGGAAGAAGUAAAAUUUCAGUUGAAGGAAUCUGCAAUCACAUACACAGUAUUGGUUCAGAAUGCCCAGGAGCUCAUUGAUCAACAAACAUACAAUGACACAACUGGCCAACGUGGUUCCGUCUCCUACUAUGAGCAGUAUCAUUCGCUAGAAGAUAUAUACUACUGGAUAGAGCAAAUGGCAGAGAAACACCCUGAUAUGUUAGAAAGAAUUAACAUUGGAAGUUCAUUUGAAAAGCGUCCACUCUAUGUACUAAAGCUAUCUGGAAAAGAUACAAAUACAACAAAUGCCAUAUGGAUUGACUGCGGAAUACAUGCAAGGGAAUGGAUCUCUCCUGCCUUCUGCUUGUGGUUCAUUGGCCAUGCUGUCGGUUUCUAUGGUGUGGACAAACAAAUGACUACACUUUUGCAAUAUACUAACUUCUAUGUAUUACCAGUGAUGAACGUAGAUGGUUACCAUUAUUCAUGGACUACUCAUCGGAUGUGGAGAAAGAAUCGCUCUAUACAUCCACAUAGCAAAUGCACUGGAGUAGAUCUUAAUAGGAACUUUGAUGCAGGGUGGUGUGAGGAAGGAGCCUCCGAUAAUCCUUGUCAUGAAACAUACUGUGGACGGUUUCCAGAAUCUGAACCUGAAGUGGCUGCAGUGGUUGAUUUUAUCAAACAAAAUUUGGAUAUAAUAAAAGGUUACAUAACAAUUCACUCUUACUCUCAGAUGGUGCUGUUUCCGUAUUCUUAUAAAAAAGAGAAGUCCAAGGAUCACGAUGAACUGGCACAGCUGGCAAAUAGAGUCAUUGAUGGUAUUAAGCUAUCCUCAAAAAUCAAAUAUGUAUCUGGCACAGGAGCAAAUACUAUCUACUUGGCUCCAGGUGGCUCUGAUGAUUGGGCAUAUGAUCUGGGAAUUAAAUAUUCUUUCACCAUCGAGCUUCGAGAUAAAGGGGCUUAUGGAUUUUUGCUUCCUCCAAAGUUUAUAAGACCAACAUGCAGUGAUGCACUCACCGGGAUUAAAAUAAUAUCUGCACAUAUUGUUAAAAAAAUGUAAUGCUGGCAUAACUAACUACAACUACCUGAAAUAAAUUGCAUACAGCCAACACUGGACACAUGAACUUUUAUAAUCAAAUAUGACUACAAAUGCAUCAAAAUACAAUAUAAUAUUUUAACUGUAUUUACGAUAUCUUGUAAAUGACUCCCUAUUGUUUAUUGCAUGAAUUUGCCCCCAUUAUCUAAUUUCAGCAUCCAACAGAAAUAGGUUUUGGGACUUAUUUAGAGAAACUUAAGCAAAGUGUAAUAAAGAUGUUGUCCAAGGCAA